AUGCCCCCCCCCCCCCUCUCUCUCUCAGUAGUGUGGGGAGCACGCUUCUCCCAGGAGCCGGCGGACCAGGCGGUGGUGUUGGGCGAGCGGGUCAUCCUGUCCUGCGUGGUCUUCAACUACACGGGCAUCGUGCAGUGGACCAAAGAUGGCCUGGCCCUGGGCAUCGGAGAGGACCUGCGGGCCUGGCCUCGGUACCGUGUGCUGCGGGUGGUGGAUGUGGGCCAGUAUAACCUGGAGAUCACGUCGGCCCAGCUGUCCGAUGACUCCCUCUACGAGUGCCAGGCCACCGAGGCGGCGCUGCGCUCACGACGCGCCAAACUCACCGUACUCAUCCCACCAGAUAACCCAGUGAUAGAUGGCUCUCCAGAGCUCCUGCUGUUAGCUGGUGUCCCCUACAACCUGAGCUGUGUGUCCCGUGGAGCCAAACCCCCCGCCAACAUCCAGUGGACACGCGACGGACUACCACUAGAGGGCGCCUACAGCACUACGGAGGUCCUCCCGGACAGAAAGCGGGUGACCACUCGGAGUCUGCUCCCCCUCACCCCAAAGGAUGUGGACUCUGGACGCAACUACACCUGUGUGUCCACCAAUCCAGCCGUCCCCACCGGCAAACACAUCAGCGUUAUACUCAACGUACACCAUAAGCCCACAGUCACUCUGUCUAUAGAGCCACGGUCAGUGCUAGAAGGAGAGAGAGUCACUUUCACCUGCCAGGCCACAGCCAACCCUCCUAUCAUGGGCUACAGGUGGGCUAAAGGCGGUGUGAUUCUGGACUGGGCCCGUGACAGUGUGCAUGUGACGCUGGUUGACCACUCCUACUUCACUGAGCCGGUGUCCUGUGAGGUGUUCAACGCUGUGGGCAGCACUAACGUCAGCAUCCUGGUGGACGUCCACUUCGGCCCCAUGCUGGUGGUGGAGCCGCGGGCCAUGAUGGUGGACGUGGGCUCUGACGUCAGUCUGAACUGUAAGUGGGCGGGCAACCCCCCCCUCACCCUCACGUGGACCAAGAAGGGCACCAGCAUGGUUCUUAGUAAUAAUAAUCAGUUGUAUCUGAAGUCGGUGAGCCAGGCGGAUGCUGGUCAGUACGUCUGCAAAGCCAUCGUCCCCAGGAUUGGAGUCGGAGAGACGGAAGUGUCCCUCACGGUCAACGGCCCCCCCAUCAUCUCCAGUGAUGCUGUGCAGUACGCUGUCAAAGGGGAGAGAGGGGAAAUCAAGUGCUACAUCGCCAGCACCCCUCCUCCAGACAAGAUAGUGUGGGCCUGGAAGGAGAAUGUGUUGGAGAAGGAGCGGGGGACUCUGCUGGAGCGCUACACAGUGGAGCAGAGUAAAGCUGUACCACAAGGGGGCGCCGUUCUCUCCACCCUCACCAUCACCAACGUCCUGGAGCCCGACUUCCAGUCCACCUACAACUGCACCGCCUGGAACGCAUUCGGCCCCGGCACCAUGAUCAUCACACUCAAGGAGAAAGAGUUGGUUCCCGUGGGGAUUAUCGCCGGGGGAACAGUGGGCUCUUCAGUGCUGCUGCUGCUCUUCCUGCUGGCGCUCGCUCUCUACCUGUACCGCCAGCGCAAGAGCAGUCGUAGAGGGGUCGCGCUGAAGCCAGACAUCAAGGUGGAGACCGUCAACAAGGAGACGCACAGCUUGGAGGAGGAGCCUGUCAACGUAUCCACGGCAACACGCAUGGUCAAGGCCAUGUACUCUCCCUUCAAGGAGCACAUGGAGCUCAAGCCCGACAUGCACACCGAGAUCCACACACAGAGUGAGGAGUACGAGCUCAAGGACCCGACCAAUGGCUACUACAACGUGCGAGCGACCCCUCAGGACGAGACCCACCCGUCCACACGCGCGCUGCUCUACCAGGAGUUCCGCCCCGCCAACCCCACGGCAACCACCACCCUGCCAACGGCUGCCCCGGCAACCAGUGUCCCGGUACCCAACCGCAGCCACGCCCCCAUCGGCCGCUAUGAGGUCCGCCCACAAUCCCGCCUCUCUCACCCUGGAUACUCCCACUUUAAUACUGUUGCCCGGGCAACCCAGAACAAGGCCCCUCCCAACACAGACUUCGGCGGAGACGGUGGCCUUCUGACGGCCACCAAUCAGAUGGCUUAUGAGAGCUACGCUUACCCAACCAGCUCGCAGUACAACCAGUACAGGAUGGGCUUUGCCCCGCCCCUGGAGGAAGGGCCGGCCUAUGAGAUGUAUCCCACAGGACAAGGGGCGGGGCAGGGCGUGGCCCAGGAGCAGGCGACGGCCAAGUAUGGUAGCUCCGCCCACUUCCCCUACAACACUCCGCCCACUGAACACUCACAAAAACACACCCAGAGGAUGCAGACACAUGUGUGAGGAGCACACACACACACACACACACACAC
Messenger RNA from Clupea harengus (Atlantic herring), 2372 nucleotides. It is a transcript of the gene kirrel1b, whose product is annotated as kirre like nephrin family adhesion molecule 1b. Gene Ontology annotation, molecular function: cell adhesion molecule binding. The record is from RefSeq and is a predicted model, not a curated record. Gene Ontology annotation, biological process: cell-cell adhesion. Gene Ontology annotation, cellular component: plasma membrane; cell-cell junction. Bases 1 to 2343 code for a protein of 780 amino acids. Lineage: Eukaryota; Metazoa; Chordata; Actinopteri; Clupeiformes; Clupeidae. The transcript is spliced from 14 exons.